AGAUUGCGAUAAAAAAAACACGUGAAUGACCCACAGUUCAAAGACUGAUAAGCACUUAUGAAUGGUUCUGCAGAGGGUGAGCCACCUGCUGCGCAGUGGGUGCUUAUCGAAUGGGCAGAAGAAAAUAUGCGAUUAAAGCAACGUCAGUGGAAAAAUGCAGCGCCCUCAGUUGAUAAUUCCCAUGAGCUUUACUAUAAAGCUUGCGAACUCGAUCUACAAAGGUCAGUAGCAACUCGAGAUGCAGUCGCAGCAGAAUCGGAAAGUCAGCAGCAUUAAAGCUAUAACCAUGAAACUAAUCCUCCUUCAAUUCCUUGGUAUCCUUGGCUGUGGAGUAGUGGCCCAGAAGUACUCACCCAUUGCCAACUGGCAUAUGGGUGAUCCUCAUUAUACGAGUGAUCAGUAUGCCAAGAUCCUGGGCGAGGCGGGUAUUGGUCAGGAUGCAGAUGAUAAGGAUCACAAGGGUCUGGGUCCCAUGCAAAUUCAGUAUGUGGACUAUCAGCCAAAUUGCCAGCCAGGCGGAGUGCCUGUGUGUGCCACCAAUGGAACCGAUAACUUCUACUUUGAGAACAACUGUCGCCUGGAGGCAGCCAACAUGAAGUUGCUUUUCCAAUAUGGAACUGAGCUUGAGCCUACGGAGAUGGAGCGCUGCCUGCCCACAUGCCAGACGAUGAAGUGCACCAAAGUGGAGCGACCAGUUUGCGCGCUGGCCGAGAUCGGUGGAGCUGUACCCCAAACUUUUAGCAACGAAUGCGAGAUGCGACGACGGGAAUGCCACACGAGACAGGUCCUGCGAAUCCUUCAUUCUGGUCCCUGCCAAACUCCAACCAAAAGUGGACGCAAGAAGAAGCUGCGUCGCAACAAAAAGAAGCGUCCCACAGCCGCAGCCGCUCCCUCCAUUUCCAAGUUUGCCAAUGUCCCAAAGAAAGUAUACAUAAUGCUGGCUACUCCAGCGCCUUGGAGCACCUCUCCGGCAACUCCCAGAGCUAUAUCAACCACAACCACAAGAAUCACCACAACACCAAGAAUGAGGCCAACGAAGCUUACUAGCACUAGUCCUUCGCCCAUGCAAUUCCGACAACUAACGAACCUCGCCAAUCCCAUGGUCUCCGUUUCCCGAGCCGUGGAUGCCUAUAAUGUUUACAAUAUUCCCGAUGUGGGUCAUGAUUAUGGAGAGAUAACCGACUCCUCGCUAUCGAUGUUUUUGCCAGAAGUGGGUCGGGUUACAGAGCCCUAUACCCCGAGCAGUAGCACCACCACCACUACUACCACCUCAACAACCACACCUACACCCACUACCAUGGCAUCAAGGAUCACUACACUUCCAGCCACCACCACCACUACUAGGACCUACUCGACGACAAUGCUGCCCAGCACCACUGAGUUUAGUUACAAAACCACAACGGAGAAUUCGGAGGCCAUAACCUACGUGAGCAGCACCACUCGUGAAUCUUCCACAACUCCACAAUCCCUGGCCCCUUGAAAACAAUUUUGAACUACCUAAGAAAUCAGUAACUUAAUAUUUAUUGAAACUAUUUAUAAAGCAGUUUAGGAUGAGCAAUAAAAAAUCGCAGAAAUUAA
Messenger RNA from Drosophila eugracilis, 1578 nucleotides. Its product is annotated as mucin-5AC. Lineage: Eukaryota; Metazoa; Arthropoda; Insecta; Diptera; Drosophilidae. The record is from RefSeq and is a predicted model, not a curated record. Gene Ontology annotation, molecular function: protein binding. Gene Ontology annotation, biological process: cell differentiation; multicellular organism development. The transcript is spliced from 3 exons. Bases 239 to 1480 code for a protein of 413 amino acids.